Messenger RNA from Didymodactylos carnosus, 738 nucleotides. Lineage: Eukaryota; Metazoa; Rotifera; Eurotatoria; Philodinida; Philodinidae. The record is from the annotation of a GenBank genome assembly.
AUGUUAAAAUUAAAGACUAUAAUACUUGUAUUCUUUGCUGUAUCUUACUGCUAUUCGUGGCCUGUAUAUUAUCCAUCUACAUUUUUGUUUCAAAAUAAUCCAUAUUUAUAUUAUGUUGAUAAUAAUAAUUUACAAAUAAAUUCCUAUAUUCGAUCUUGUCUUCAAUAUUUUUCAUACGAUCGACUUACUAGACAUGUAUCCUACAAUUUUUUAACAUGUAACGGCCAUUAUUUGACAAAAAUUAAUUAUAAAAUUCGAAUUUUAAAUGGUCGAAUAGAAUUAUUAAAAAGUAUUUUAAUUCAAUAUGACGGUCCAAACAGACAAUUACAAAUGAUAUGUGAUUCAAUGAUCAAUUAUUGUUACCAUUAUUUUCGUUCAUUUUAUUUAAGAUAUGGUUUAUAUUUAAAAUUAAAAAUUUAUUGUGGCACUAGUGAUGAUGAAUCAAUUACAAAAAUAAAUGUAACACCUUAUAUUGAUUAUGUUGAUGCAAAUAAUUGGGCAAUAAAGUUUGAUGUUAAUACUGGAGAAGUUUUAAAUGAUCCGUUAAUAUGUAGAAUAAAUUUACAUGAAUUAACGCAUCUAUUCGGAUUAGAAGACGCAUAUUAUGAUCAUCAUUGUCCGAAUCGACAACUACAGUCAUAUUAUAAUUUAAUGACAAAUCCAUGGACACAAGAAUAUUUAGAAUUAACUUUUAAUCAAAUAGAGAAAAUAUUGUAUCCAUUGUGUAAUGAUCGUUAA